GUAGUGAGAGAGUAGACGAACAGCUUCCUAUCAUAGAGGAGAAACUGGGGCGCAGCGAGGCUGGCAGACUUGUCUAAGAUUGCGCACAGGGCUCCCGGGAGAGCUGGGACAAGAACUCAGAGGUCCUGGGCAGCCGACACUUAUAAUUCAAUCAAGGUCCAGCCCGGGAGUUUGGUGAUUCGGGAACGAACACUGACAGACAUCCAGUGAUUCAGAGUCAACAUUCCCACCGUGUGGCCUAAGUGCUGACCUGUGUUUUCGGGGUGACGAGCUGGAGCAAGGAGAAGACGGCUUAAUGAGAAGCCGCCGGACCGGAUUAAGAGCAGGAUUUCUCAAGAAAUGAUCUACAGACCACGUGCAUCAGAAUCACCUAGGGGCCUGUUAGAAUGCCCACCCCUGACCUACUGAAUCAGGAUCUUCAAGAGCGGGGACCCAAGCCAAGAUGGAGAAACAUCUUUGUCAUCUUCUGUGUGGAACCUGCUGACAUGGCCGAUCCCGGGGCUGAUGAACCGUCCCCCAGGACAGAGAGUCCGGAUGGGGAAGGCCGGGUGUCUGAGGACAGAUCGUCGCUCCAUCAGAGGCUGGCCAUCAGGGAACUCAUCGACACGGAGGUCUCCUAUCUGCACAUGCUCCAGCUCUGUGCCUCGGACAUCAGGGGCCGCCUGCAGCAGCUGCCGCAGGGAGAUCUGGAUGUCCUGUUCUCAAACAUUGAUGAUAUCGUCAAGGUGAACAGCAGAUUUCUUCAUGGUCUGCAGGAGACAGCCUCCAGGGAAGAGGAUCAAGUGCAGCUAAUUGGUAACUUAUUCCUGGAAUUCCAAGAGGAGUUGGAGCAAGUCUAUAAGGUCUACUGUGCCAGCUACGACCAGGCCUUGCUGCUGGUGGACACUUACCGGAAGGAGCCAGAGCUGCAGCGGGAGAUCCAGGGCAUCAUUGAGGCAGUGGUGCCACAAGCUGGAUCCUCAGGCCUCAGUUUCUUACUGGUAAUCCCUCUGCAGAGGAUUACCAAGUACCCAUUGCUGCUGCAGAAAAUCCUGGAGAACACACUCCCUGAUGCCAGCGCCUACCCUGUCCUUCAGAGGGCUACCCAUGCCCUCCAGGAUGUGAACGCCAACAUCAAUGAAUACAAGAGGCGCAAAGAAGUGGCCUCCAAGUACACCAGGGUGGAGCAGCUGACCCUCCGGGAGCGCCUGGCCCGCAUCAACACGCACACCCUCUCCAAAAAGACCACCCGGCUGAGCCAGCUGCUGAAGCAGGAGGCGGGGCUCGUGCCCAGGACGGAAGACAAAGAAUUUGAUGAUUUAGAAGAAAGGUUCCACUGGGUGUCGCUGUGUGUAAAGGAGACGAAGAACAAUGUGGCUGCCUACCUGGAUAAUCUGGAGGCUUUCCUCCACUUCCGGCCGCAGGAGUGUGACCUGGACGUCGGCAGGGGGCCGGUGGUGCAGUACUGCAGCCUGACGAGAGACCUCCAGCUCCAGGCCUUCCCGGAGUUUAAGCGGCGGCUGGAAGGCCUGGUGUGGCAGCCACUGUGCAGCCUGGCCAAAACCCUGGCCGGCCCUCAGAACCUGAUCAAGAAGCGUCUGGACAAACUCCUGGACUUUGAGCGGGUGGAAGAGAAGCUGUUGGAGGUGGGCAGUGUGUCCUACGAGGAGGAGGUGGCCCGGCACACGUACCAGGCACUCAACUCCAUGCUGGUGGCCGAGCUCCCGCAGUUUAACCAGCUGGCCGUGCAGUGGCUGCGCCAGAUCCUGUGCACGUUCGUGGCCCUCCAGAGGGACCUUGCCAAGCAGGUGCUGCAGAGGGCAGAGGGCAGCUUGGCUCAGCUACCCCACCACCACAUCCCUGAGCUGGCCUUCAGGAAACUGGUGGAGGAUGCACUAGGCCAGACCAGUCACCAGCUUCACUCCUUUCAGAAGAACUUCGAGAAAGUGCUGCCACCUCCUACCAUACAACCGCUCCUUCCAGGGGCUGAACGCCAAGUGCAGGCCCUCCUGAGCAGGUAUGGCCCGGGAAAGCUGUACCAGGUGACAAGCAACAUCAGCGGGGCUGGGACUCUGGACCUGACACUGCCACGGGGCCAAAUUGUGGCCCUCCUUCAAAACAAGGACACCAAAGGCAAUAGCAGCCGCUGGCUGGUGGACACUGGGGGACAUCGAGGAUAUGUGCCAGCUGGGAAACUGGAGCUGUACCGCGUCGUCCCCAGGGACAAGGAGCUCAAAGGACAGGCGGGGCCUCACGAGGACUCCCGACAUCUAACACCAGAGCCCACUCCAGUGCCAGUCUCUUCUGUCCCAACCAUGACCCAGGUGGUGGCAGUGUACCCCUUUCUGGCCAGAAGCAGCCAUGAAGUGAGUCUGCAGGCAGGCCAGCCAGUGACUGUGCUGGAGGCCCAGGACAAGAAGGGGAACCCGGAGUGGAGCCUUGUGGAAGUGGACGGACAGCGGGGAUAUGUGCCUUCCAGCUUCCUGGCCAGGGCCCCAAGCCCGGCUCCGUGGGGCUGGAGUCUGCCCUCUUAGGGUGCCCUCCUUGGAGCCCAUGUUGUCAAGAGAGGGGGGAGGCUUAGAGGCUAUGACCCCAGGAGAGAAGAAAAGCAAAGAGAAGGCGAGGGUGGAACGGGAGAUCAGGCCAGAGUGGGAUGAAGGGCACCCAGAAAAGGAGGGGGCCGUGAAGAGUGCCUGGCGUGGGAGGGCAUGGAAGACCCCAGCCAGGACCACUCGUUAUGUCUGCUUACGAGGUUGCCCCAACCUGGAGUCUCACACCCUGGAUGGCAGGUCAAGUUGAUGAGGACUUGUAGCUGAUGGCCAGUCUUACCUCUGCCCCAUCUGGGCCUGCCCAUGCGAGUGGGUCACCCAGGUGAAUGCUGCCUGUGUGCUCUGUGGUUGCAGGGAGGGGCGCUGGAGAAGUCCAGAACGGGCUGGCCUGCCGGUUCCCUCCCCACAUGUGGUAUCAGGAGACACCAUAGCCGACCAGUCACCUUUUAUUUCUCCCUGCUGGGAGCUGAGUUGUCUUGGGCGGUGAACUCUGGGAGCCCUCUCCAGCAGGCUUGUCCGGGCAGUGCAGAGGUUCCCAGAAGACUCUUGGUGGGGCCUGGGAGUGGGCGUCACCAAGUCACGGUUCUGGAAUGUGUGUAGGCAAAGUCAGAGGCUGUUCCAGGGAAGAGGGGAUUUUGAGGGUAUGUCAGGUGUGGCGCACGAGGCUGCUGGCAGCAGUUGUACACUGCUGCUGUGUUCUCUGGACUGGAGACAAAGGCGCAUGCAAAUCACAGGGGAAACUGUGCCUCAGGUGGUUAAAGUCCUGGUGGGUGGGGGAGGUUAGGUAAUGGCUUGGUUUCCUGUUUCUGGAAGCUGGGGAGCCAGAGGAACCUCCAGUGGUUUCAAGAGCCUGCCGAGGCCUGGAGGCAACAGUGGACGUGAAGUCACUUGGCUGUGGGACCUUAGACAUAGGACACCACCUCAGUUUUCCCAUCCAUAAAGCCCUAACUCACAGUUUUGCGGUGAGAAUGACGUGAGGCUAAGGAUGUGGAAGCUCCUUGCAUCGCAGGGUGUGGUAUAAAUGUAAAUUGCUGUUGGAAGCAGGAUGUGUUGGAAGUGGUGUCAGGAUGGCCCCAGCAUCGGCCAGCCCUGCCUGCACUGGAAGCAUUCCUGCCGCCAUGCCCCAUGCCCAGGCCCACGGCCGAUGUCGUUAAUCAACAUGGCAUCCUUUCCCGUAAACCCAGGAUCUACCUCAGGAUCCUUCUUGCGUUCUAGGCAGCCAAUCUCUUGCACUCAGUGAGGUCAAACCCUAUGGUCAUCCCUUUCUAGAACCUGGAAAUUGAAAACCACUUCCUGUUCAAGGAAGACAGAGAGGCAGUUUUGGGUGCAGCUGCUGUUGGAUCAUCCCUUCUCGGUUGUCACUCUGGGCUAUGAUAAAUUGCCAGGUUCACGGAAGAGGGAAAAGGUGAUCCAGCCUGAUCUUUAAUAUGAAUUACAAAUUUUGGAACCAGCCCAAGUUAGAGUGUGUGUAAAAGCAGGUGGCAGUUUAGCCUUAUUUCCAAGAACAUCUCUAUGUGAUUAUAAUAUAGUGCCUAAAGCUGUUAGCUCUGGUUUUGGGAGGGCUAAUUUUAAGAAAUAGAGACAUGUCUGUGUCAGUCCUUAACUCAUCUCCUCUGGGCUUCUGAAAGCUUGAAGCCUGCAUAAUACAAGAGAAACUCAGUCCCCACCAUCCCUUUCCUGGCGCCAAAUUCACUGUACCAGAUGCUCUUGACUCAUUUUCCUUUCUCUUUCCUGCUCAGCUUUCUGAUACAAAUAGGAAGCAUAGAGGAGCAGAUGAUAAAGUAGGAAAUCCAUUGGUGGGUCCACAGUGCUUGUGAGAGCUCCUGUGUGCUGGAACUUGAGCUCAGGGCUUCUCGAGAUGGCUGCUCUCUGUAGUCAUCUGGGCAGCUUUCAACUAUGAGUGACGCCAGGAUCCCUGCCCCCCCCCCCCCCCCCCUUCCAUGUAAUUGG
Equus quagga is the source of this 4478-nucleotide messenger RNA. It is a transcript of the gene ARHGEF37, whose product is annotated as Rho guanine nucleotide exchange factor 37. Gene Ontology annotation, cellular component: cytoplasm. The transcript is spliced from 15 exons. Gene Ontology annotation, molecular function: guanyl-nucleotide exchange factor activity; protein binding. The record is from RefSeq and is a predicted model, not a curated record. The coding region runs from base 387 to 2513 and encodes 708 amino acids. Lineage: Eukaryota; Metazoa; Chordata; Mammalia; Perissodactyla; Equidae.